UUUUGAUAUUUUUAAAUUAUUUUGCAUUCAAAAAGAGUGAUCUUUUAUUUGUUGUAUUGCAGGUUGCAGAUCAUGACACUCAGGAUAAGGAGUUCAGAUUUAAAAAUUGAUGCAAUGAAUGAAUAGGAAUUCUUUCAGCUGUAAUGAUGGCUACAAACAGCCAUGCUUCGGAGGCGUUCAAACAGUACGUACAGAAGGAUCCCAAAGGGAGGACAAUCUUAAUUGUCCCUGAGGGGAAAUACAAGGGAUGGGUGCCCCGUAUCAUCUACAGCAUGCACCUGGAGGACGUCACGCUACCUUUCCUAAGGCUCAUGUCAUUUCCUGUGGGCGGAACCUCCAUUGGGAAUCUGGUGGAUAUGAAGAAUUUCAGUGCUGUUGGAAAUUAUCUAUGCUUGUUACCCAAAUCUUUUGGUACUUGCAAAUCCAUGGAAACCCUCAAUCUGAGUUUCAAUCACUUCCAGCAAAUUCCAACAGCAGUCUUUAAUUUGCAGUCACUCAUCGAGUUAGAUUGUAGUGACAAUGAGCUUGAGGUCCUCUCUCCAGAUAUCGGAAAAUUAAGAAAUUUACGCACAUUAAAACUAGGAGGGAACUUUCUGUCUGAAAUUCCGAGUGAAAUUAGUCAGUGUAAGAAGAUAGAGUACCUGGUACUGUCAAGGAAAUGGUAUCCAAGAGAAGGAGGAAUGAAAGAGUUACCAAAAGCUGCCUGUGGGUUAAAGGAGCUGCGAUAUCUGGAUGUCAGUUGGCACCAGAUCCAUACAAUUCCAGAUGAAGUAGGCAAUUUGACAAAACUGGAGUCUUUGAAUAUGAAAGGAAAUUUCCUAAAAUAUGUUUCUUCAAAUAUUGUUAAAUGCACGAGUUUGAGUGAAUUAAACUUGACAGGGGCAUUGAAACUGAAUUCAUACAUUCCAGAGGAAUUACUGCAGUUGUCUGAAUUGAGGACAUUAAACUUGAAUAACAAUUACUUUUCUGAGAUUUCACCAAAGAUAAAGGGUCUUAAAAAGCUCAGACAUUUCAUCAUGAGGAGGAAUGCACUAGUGAGUCUGCCAGACACUUUAUUUGACUUGAAACAUUUAGAAAGUAUUGAAAUUGGAGAUAAUUACCUUGAAGAACUUUCACCCUCUGUAAAGAAAUUGAAAAAAUUAAAAACGUUAGAACUGCGUGGUAACAAACUUACCAAACUCCCAGAUGAGCUCUGUGAUUGUGGUAGUCUUGAAUCAUUAUUGCUGGCCUUCAAUGAACUUGAAAGUCUACCAGACAAUAUUUAUCUCUUAGCAAAUCUGAAGGAACUGGAUGUUUCUCAUAAUCAGUUGACCUCUAUACCACUGCUGUUGGAUAAAUUGGAGAUGCUUGCAAAAACAGGACUGAUAGACUUAAGUGAAAACAACAUUAAGGUCCCUCCUCAAGAAAUUUGUGAUCAGGGCGCUGAUACUCUGUUUAUCUUUUUGAGAGAAUACAGAAUUAGUCAGGCCAAACACAGAAGGAAAAUGAUUUUGCUUGGUGCAGCCAAAGCUGGAAAAACUAGUCUUCGAAAUGCAUUGAUUCUAGGCCGUUCCAAAUUAACAGCAGAGCAUGAAAGGACCUGGGUACUGGAGCGCCACCUAUGGGAACCGGAGCCAGAUUUGAGAGUCCAGGUGUUAGACUUUGGUGGCCAUCAUAUUUAUUCUGCUGCACACCAUAUGUUCCUGACCUCAGAGGCUCUACAUGUGUUAGUGUUUGAUUUAAGUAAGUACAAACCAGAGCUCUAUGAUGCUAUGGUGGGAAAUUGGCUUGAUGCCAUAAUGGACAGAUCUCCUGGAGCAGUUAUCGUUAUGGUUGGAACUCAUGUUGAUCUUUGCAAGGCAGAUGAAAUCGAUGAAAUCUUGGAAGACAUCUCGGAUAAAAUGAAAAAUAUAGAAGACAGAAAGAUUCAAGAAAUAAAAAUUCAUUUGGUUCGAACAGAUGAUGCUCUCAACUCACUGACCAAUAAAGAUACCGGUACAAAAUUCGAGGACAUUGAAAUUCAAAGACUUAGAGAAAAGAGAAAUGGCAUCUAUAAAAUGUUGAAAACGAGAUCACAAUUGCCCAAGAAAAUACAUGUUGUUAGUUGUGCUGAUGAACUUACAGGUGUUUUUGAGUUUAGGAACAUGUUGAUUGAAAAACUGAAAGAGGCAGGAGAGAGACCAUUACCCACUCCGUGGUGGAGGUACCUGCAGAAGAUUGCAAAAUAUCCUGAGAAAGUCUUGUCUUUCACAGAAGCCUUACGAAUAUUUAAGGAUCUGAUGAAUGAAAUGAACCAGAGUAUGAUUUCACUUGAAGGAUCAGCCGUGUCAAGUUUGGAGAUGGUGCUCAAGUAUCUCCAUGCAACAGGAGAGAUUAUGUGGUAUGCUGAUAACCCCAAAUUGCAAGGCAUUGUGUUUCAUCAUCCAGAAACCCUUGUGGAGAUGUUGCGUGCAAUAUUUAAACAUGAUUUUGACAAAGUUGUGGUUUAUGAUGAAAUUUUUGGAAAGAUUGCUGGCUUGACUGAGAAGAAGUUUGAUGCAAUGAAGGAAGAUUUUCUGUCAAAGGGGAUCAUGACACUGGAGUUGCUCCACUUCUGUCUCUACCACUUUAAAAUUUCUGCAGAAGCUAGGGAUAUUUUUGUUGAUCUCAUGUUAAAAUUUGAUCUGUGUUAUGAAAUACCUAGUAGCUUACAAACAAAUUACACAUCUAGUCGGAUUUUGAGAUUUCCAUGGUUCCUCAGAACAGAGGCGUCAAAUGAAGUGUUUGUAAAGUGGCCCACUAGGACCCCCAGGAACAUUGUGGAACUAUCUUUUCAGUUUGUGUUCCCAUCCAAAUCUCCACCAAAUUUCUUUGAAAAGCUCUCCUCUAGACUGCAGGCUCAUGUGUCAAAACGAGAGGAUUGGUCUAAUGGGGUGCUAGCAUUUAAGAACAAAUCCAAAAUUCUGGUGACGCGUGAGCAGAAAGAUGCUGGGACAGAGAUUCUGGUGGCAGUCAGGGGAAGUGAUCUGCAGGAACUCUGGUACCUCCUCCUGAAAAUCUACCAUGAUAUGAAGUCCCUGCUACAAGAGUGGCCACUGGUUCAUGUGGAGCAAUACUUGCUGUGUUCCCACUGUAUACUGAGGGGAGAUAAUGACCCAUACCUCUACCCAGCAGAACUUUAUCUGGAGACAGUCUGUCCCCAGAAAUUGUACCAACUACAGUGCUGUCUGAAGAGCAAGGAAGUCUUCAUUCCAGCAUGUUUGGUUAUCCCUCUUGAUGCAGAUUUCCAGGAUGACAUUGGACAACAUGUUAUAGUAUUAAAGGAGUUCCUGGCGAGUCUAGAAGAUACGGUGGAUGGCAGUGGGUCAGGUAUUUUGACUGACCUUGGAUUGAUGUAUGUGGCUGCCAAGCUUGGCUUUGAUUGGACCUUGGUGGUCAGUAAUCUUGGUUUGAAGCAAGCAGAGAUUGAACAGAUACAGAUGGACAACCCAUACAAAGUGAUACACAUGAUCAGUAUUGCAUUACAAAGAUGGCGGGACAGACAAGAUGGACAGUCUGACGAGGUUCUUCUUCAACAACUGUUCAGUGCGCUGGAGAAUUGUAAUCGCAGGGACCUGGUGGAUGAAUUACGGCAGAAAUACAACAUACAAGAAGACAACCCCAAAGAAGAUUAAACUAUGAAGAAGAUAGUUCAAGGUUAGGAAAGAGCACUAUGAGGAAAAGACAAUUUUUAUGAACGCAUGUUUGUUGUACAUAAGCAGUAAAAUUUGCUCAAAAGGAACUUGGUUUCAAAGAACAUAAUUUCAAUGACUAACAAAAUUCUGUCAGUAAUAAAGGGCACAAUUUUACAAGCCAAUAGUUUUAAAGAUGAAAGCAUGAGGAAUUUAUCUUCAUCUUUACAUCUUAAUCAAUUGUUUGUUGCAAACUUUGAUUACAGGAUUUUAAAAACAUUAAAUAUAUGCUUUUAAUUUCAUGAUGUUCUUGCAGAAGUAAUUUUCUCUGUAUGAAUUUUGGAAAAUCUUAGAAGCAGCAACUUUUUUAACUUACCUGAACUGAAAGCUGAAGUCAGCUUUUGUGAUCAUUUUUUAUCCAUCGCCCAUCCGUCUGUAAACUUCUCACGUUUUCAACUUUUUCUCCCAAAUUACUGUUUUGUUAAAAUGAUGACGCCAAUGAUAGGGUUGGGACCGCAGUGUUGGAUAAAGUUUUACUUUCAUGUCAGAAAGCAUAGGAAAAAUGUGUAGAAAUCCUUUUCUCAAAAAACUACAAAUCCCUGUUUUGUUAUGUUGAUCUGAAAGCAUCAUAAUGUUGUAUAGAUUCUAGUUUGUUGAAAACAAUAAUAGGAGAAAUAAAUGAUCUGAUAAAGAACAGCAGUGUAAUAUAUUGAUUCAGGUGAGCUUUGUGGCCCAUGGACCCCUUGUUUACAGUAUUGUAAUACAAUUGUAUUUUCAAUUUUUCUGAUUGUUCUUUAUUUAUGAAUUCAUUAAUUUUUUUUAAUUUGUCCAUAUUAUGUAUUAUGGAGAUAAACUUUUGCAAAUGUCUUGGAAAAUAUGUGCAAUACUUAGAUUUCUUUAUCUAAAUGUUUUUUUUUCUUGCUACUUUGUAAGGAAAUCAUGACUUUAAGAGUAGCAGAAAGUGUGAAACAUAUUGAUUUAAUAUCACAACAAAGAGAAAUUUUAAGACACAGUCAAAGUGAUUGAGAUUUGUUUAAUACUGGGGGUUGUGAGUGGUAUUGUCAUUGGCAAACAACCUAUUGAUGCAGUAUUUAUAAUUAAUGUAUGUACAUUGUAAAUCAUUACAUUUGACAGAAUGAACUCAUUUGAAUGUUAUUCAUAUAGUGAUUCCUUAACAGUGUUGUUCCAAAUGUAUUUGUGAAAAAAAUAAGCUCAUUUGAAUGUAAUUCAUAAACUAUUAGUGAUAAUUUUACAGGCAUGUCUAGUUGUGACUUGCACCCACUAGUAUAUUCAUCAUAGAAAGUUGAUGUAUAAUUAUAUGGUGGUGUCAUUGCUUAAACUGUUGCAAAUUGUGAAACUGCUUUGAAAUUUAUCUCAAUAUUUAUCUCCUUAAAAACGGAAAGUAAUUUAUCUUUUUACUCUUCAUGAAAAGAGUAUUGUCAAACUUUUUUUCAUAUGGAGAUUUCAAAUUCAGCAAUGUUUAUUAAUUAUAUUUAAAUUCUUCUCAGAAAUUCAUAUGUGAAAAAAUAAUAUUAUAGUUUAUGAUAUUAUAAAAAUGGUAUUAUAAGUA
Molecule: messenger RNA, 5199 nt
Organism: Saccostrea cuccullata (small rock oyster)
Lineage: Eukaryota; Metazoa; Mollusca; Bivalvia; Ostreida; Ostreidae
Product: malignant fibrous histiocytoma-amplified sequence 1 homolog
Exons: 6
Coding region: 144-3632 (1162 amino acids)
Biological process (GO): signal transduction
Molecular function (GO): protein binding
Source: RefSeq, a predicted model, not a curated record